Anarrhichthys ocellatus (wolf-eel) is the source of this 4123-nucleotide messenger RNA. It is a transcript of the gene hipk1b, whose product is annotated as homeodomain interacting protein kinase 1b. Gene Ontology annotation, biological process: peptidyl-serine phosphorylation; intrinsic apoptotic signaling pathway in response to DNA damage by p53 class mediator; peptidyl-threonine phosphorylation. The record is from RefSeq and is a predicted model, not a curated record. The transcript has 18 exons. Gene Ontology annotation, molecular function: protein serine/threonine kinase activity; protein tyrosine kinase activity; ATP binding. NCBI's taxonomy places the organism in Eukaryota, Metazoa, Chordata, Actinopteri, Perciformes, Anarhichadidae. Bases 327 to 3761 code for a protein of 1144 amino acids. Gene Ontology annotation, cellular component: cytoplasm; PML body; nucleus.
GUGGUUUUUCCGGUGAAAAGUGGAUUUGCUGCUUCAGGACAGGCGGUUUUAGAGUAUAAUUUAUUAUGUUUUAAUCAACAAAUGUACAUAUUUUUUAGCACUAGAUGUUUUAAGUUCAGUAAUACAAUGAAACGUGUGUUUUUUUUCUGAAAACUCGACACUGUAACGCCUUCCCCUGCUGCCUAGCUCUCCAUCGAUUGAAGAAACAAUGCAGGCCUAGCUAGCAUCUGAAGCUAACAGGAUAACGCUGCUCCGGCACACUGCAGUGGGAUUUAAACCUUGGACGAAGCCCAGUUCUCCGACGCUGUAAUAACAUCCAAACCGCUAUGAGCUCUCAGCUGCAGGUCUUCUCUCCUCCCUCCAUCUCCUCCAGUGCCUUUUGCCGCGUUAAGAAGGUGAAGGUGGAGAGCAAUGUUUGGGACGUGUCCACCACCGAAGCUUACAGCUCCAUAGCGGGCCAGUCGGCAUACACCUUUGCCCCGGCCAUGGCCGUGGCACCCUUUGCCCCAUCCCUGGUCUUCCCCCCGGCAGCACCCGGCUCUAGGGGUCAAGUGGUGGUGCGGGCAGCCGACAGCACUGGCAGUCUUCCCCGUGGAUCCAGCCGACGUGUGGCGGAGCAGGCGACGUCUUCCUCUUACGCUCAUACCGAGACGUCCUCUGAAAUGAGGGGCCACAGGCACGGGCAGAAGAGGAAGAUUGAGGAAACCAAUGAAGGCAGUGGGAGUGGAUGUGGCAGCGUCCAAAUAUUGGAGGAGCUCUCGGCCCCUGCAGCAACUUACUCCACCCGUACUGGUGGUGGUGGUGGAGGAGGCACGGGCCAGUCGAUACCCCACUCGGCUCCAACCACCAAGAGCAGCAGCUCCAAUGGUGAAGGGGAUUAUCAGCUGGUGCAGCACGAGAUCCUCUGCUCCGUGUCCUGCAGCUAUGAAGUGCUGGAGUUUCUAGGAAGAGGCACGUUUGGACAAGUGGCCAAGUGCUGGAAGAGGGGCACCAAUGAGAUCGUGGCUAUCAAGAUCCUGAAAAACCAUCCAUCGUACGCCCGUCAGGGCCAGAUCGAGGUGGGCAUCCUGAACCGGCUGAGUGCAGAGAACGCGGACGAGUACAACUUUGUGCGUUCGUACGAAUGCUUCCAGCACAAGGGUCACACCUGCCUGGUGUUUGAGAUGCUGGAGCAGAACCUGUACGACUUCCUCAAGCACAGCAAGUUCAGCCCGCUUCCCUUAAGGCACAUCAGACCCAUCCUACAGCAGGUGGCUACAGCGCUGAUGAAACUGAAGAGCCUUGGUCUGAUUCAUGCAGACCUGAAGCCAGAGAACAUCAUGCUGGUCGACCCCCUUAGACAGCCCUACAGGGUAAAGGUCAUCGACUUUGGCUCGGCAAGCCAUGUGUCCAAAGCCGUCUGCUCAACCUACUUACAGUCUCGCUACUACAGGGCUCCAGAGAUCAUUUUGGGUUUGCCGUUCUGUGAGGCCAUUGACAUGUGGUCUUUAGGCUGUGUGAUUGCUGAGCUGUUUCUGGGCUGGCCUCUCUACCCUGGAGCCUCCGAGUACGACCAGAUCCGUUACAUCUCCCAGACUCAAGGCUUGCCUGCAGAGUAUUUGCUGAGCGCCGGAACUAAAACCAGUCGCUUCUUCAAUCGAGGGCCUGACUCCAGCUACCCUCUCUGGAGGCUUAAGACCCCAUCAGAGCAUGAGAUGGAGAUGGGCAUCAAGUCCAAGGAGGCGAGGAAGUAUAUCUUCAACUGUCUGGAUGACAUGAUGCAGGUCAACCUGUCUUCUCAUUUGGAGGGGACCGACAUGCUGGCGGAGAAAGCCGAUAGACGAGAGUUCAUAGACCUCUUGAAGCGGAUGCUCCGUCUGGAUGCCGACAAAAGGAUCACGCCUACAAAAACUCUGGGUCACCCCUUCGUCACAAUGAGCCACCUCAUGGAUUAUCCCCACAGCUCACAUGUGAAGUCCUGCUUCCAGAACAUGGAGAUCUGUAAGCGCCGGAGCUCCUACGAUAGUAGCAAAUCCCUGUACUCCACCAGCGCAGUGCCCAGUGCUGCGGCGGGCAACCUCACCGUUACCUUCAGUAGCCAACUCAACCAGCAUAACCAGGUGCCUUCUGCGGGGGGAGCGGUGCCUUUGCUGAACUACCAGCCGGCUCUGUACCAGCAGGCGACUAUCAACAUUCCCGGGCUCACUCAACAGAGCGUCCCGAUUCCAACGCGUGCUGCUGGGCUGUGUAGCCAGACAGAACCCUUCCAGCAGACUCUCAUCGUCUGCCCGCCCUCCACUAUUCAAGGGCUACAGACAUCCAGUAAGAGUUCCAGUUUCCCUGUGAGGAUGGAGAACUCUGUACCCAUAGUACCUCAGAACCCGUCUGCUCAGUCGUUGCAGAUCCAGCCUAGUAUGCUCACACAGGGUUCCUGCACACCCCUGAUGGUGGCCACCCUGCACCCACCCUCAGCAGGCAUAGCCCCCCAGUACUCCCUGCCCCUCGGGCUGGGCCCCGGGGUGGGUCGGCCCACCCUCCUGGAGCACACAGCCACAGUGCUGCAGGCUUGGCCCACUGGCACUCAACAGAUCCUCAUCCCGUCCUCGUGGCAGCAGGUCCCCGGUGUGGCCAUCCACAGCUCUGCCCACCAGUCCAAUGUACCCGAAUCCCCUCUAGAAACGCUUCACUCCAACGCUUCCACGCAGCAGGGACACAGCUGGAGGUGGGUCAACCAACGACUGUUUAGUCCAAAACAAACGAGCACAACCCAAGCCAGGACCCAGCCGGAGAGGAAGAAGGUGAAAGCCAGACGUGGAGAGAACAGAAACAGGGGUAUAUCCACUGCAUCAUUACUCAGCAGCAGCGGUGUGACCCCACCCAGCGCCACAUGGUCACAGCCAAUCGUCAUCUCCGACACACCCAGCCCGGCGGUCAGCAUCAUCACUAUUCACAGUGACACCGACACAGAGGAUGAGCGCAAGUUCCAUCCCGCCAGCGUUGGUCUCAGCCAGCGAGCUAAUGUCAUCAGCUGUUUGACGGUGCACGACUCGGACUCCUCUACAGCCAGUCCCCUGACUCCUCUGCCCCGCACACUGAACCCAGCUAGCACCAUGUCGUCACGCCAGGCCAAGUCUCUGGCAGUGGUGGCCCCUUCAAUCAAAACCCAGGGGUCUGAGAGAGGAGCCGCUUCUCGUGGACGCCUGGAGACUGUGACCUACAUGAAGCCUAAGAGAUCAUCCAACCGACAGCCCUGCAGCUCCGGGGAGAACAUGGAGCGGCACGGACUAGUGCCGAGCCAGUCACACCCCUUGAACCUCAGCCAGGUUCAGCCGGUUGUUUCUUCAUCUCAGGAGCGUUCCCACAGUGACUCGUCAAUGCGUCGCCAGUCGACGUUCCCUCCGGUCGUAUCGUCCCACUUCAACUUCCCCGAGGUGGCGGCCCUGGCUUCGGCCUCGGCCCCCGGCCCCGGCCUGUACGCCUACCCGGCCUCCACGGCCCUCUCCUCGGCCUCUCAGGCCAUGGAGCAGCUGCUAAGCCGUGGUCACGCCAGCCACGGACACUCUCCCUCCGCCUAUGCAGCAACGUACGCCUCAGCAUCCUCCUCCAGGAGAGACUCGGCCAGUCGUAAGGACUCUGUCAGCAGUCUGCUGCACGGCCUGCCCGCGGCCUACCAGCACCAGUUCGCCACUGGUUCUCCCUACGUUAGUGUGACUCCCCGGGCCGAAGCUUACAGUGCCUACCAGCUGAGCCCCAGGCGCCUCACACAGUAUCCAUUCCUAUAAGGAUUCACGCACACUUUGAACACAACAAAAAAAAAAAAAUUCUACUUCCCCACAAUUUAUCACAAAGGGACAUUUAAACUGUGUUUCUAGUAGAAUAACUGUUGCUCACCUAUGUGUUUGCUGCUUUUGACUCAAAAGCGGCGCUUCACCUGCAACUCAUUCACAUGCUCUUUUGGGUCAUUUUUAAAAUGUUUUCUGGGUAUUAUUUGAUGUCACAUUGGGUUAUUUCCCCUUAACAAUAUUGUUUAUAGCCCUUAUUGUAUAACCAUCUUCUCUAGAUGUAUGAUUAUGGCAUUGUGGUCAAUGUAUUGUACUCCUGUUGUGUGUAUGUGUGUGUGUGUGUGUGUGUGUGUGUGUGCGGA